AUGAAGUACGCUGCUGUCGUCCUCGCCGCCCUUGCGGCCGCCGUCAACGCUGUCCAGUUCACCAACAGCGUUAUUGACCUGAGCCUGGCAAGCCUUUCGAGCUUACCUGACACCCUCGUCUCUGGUGCUACUGGCGACUCCGCUACCAUCACCCUUAACCCCGCCGACUAUCCCUCUGGCACCUACGCCUUCGAGAUUGUCGACUCCUCCGCCGUCCCCAACUACAGCGAGCAGUUCACCUUCCAGGGAACCGGUUCUGCUUCUCAGAUUCCCAGUGCCACUGGUUCGACCGCCCGCCCUACCACCACUGCUCCGACCACCAGCUCUGAGACCUCAAGCGAGGCCAGCUCUGAGACCGACUCUACGACCCAGACUUCUUCCAAGACCACCACUGCCCGCCCUACUAAGACCACUUCCACCGACGACGAGGAGGAGACCUCCGUUCCUGGCGCCGCCGGCCGCGUUGCCUCCCCUCUUGCGCUGGUCCUUGUCACCGUCGCCGCCAUGUUCUACUUGAACUAA
Messenger RNA from Parascedosporium putredinis, 522 nucleotides. Lineage: Eukaryota; Fungi; Ascomycota; Sordariomycetes; Microascales; Microascaceae. The record is from the annotation of a GenBank genome assembly.